ACAACCACCAGCAGCAGCCGCAGCAGCAGCAGCCAAAGCAAGACUCCUCUGCGCCGCCGACUACAAGAGGGUUAAAAGUGUAGAUUGGAUUUCACCCCGGGAAAUCUAGCGCACGGAGUGAACUUGAAUCUUUGGCUAUUUAAGGAGGACUGGGGUUUGUUGUGAAGUUCUGGUGAUACAGGGCAGAGCCCCGUCCUGAUUGAUUUCAUAUUUCUUGAGUCUCAGAUGACUGUAAAAUGGAUAGAUGAAAUUAUUCCUUUUUGAGGCUUUUCUUAGGGGCUCUCCUGGCAGCGUGUUCUCAAAGCGAAGUCAUGAUGUAUUCUCCAAUCUGUCUCACUCAGGAUGAAUUUCACCCGUUCAUUGAGGCACUUCUUCCACAUGUCCGUGCAAUUGCCUAUACUUGGUUCAACCUUCAGGCUCGAAAACGCAAGUACUUUAAGAAACAUGAGAAACGAAUGUCAAAGGACGAGGAAAGAGCAGUCAAGGAUGAGCUACUUAGCGAAAAGCCUGAAAUUAAACAGAAGUGGGCAUCCAGGCUCCUGGCCAAGCUGCGCAAAGAUAUUCGCCAAGAGUUCCGGGAGGAUUUUGUGCUCACAGUGACUGGGAAGAAGCACCCAUGCUGUGUAUUGUCCAAUCCUGACCAGAAGGGUAAGAUUAGGAGAAUCGACUGCCUGCGACAGGCUGACAAAGUCUGGCGUCUGGAUCUAGUCAUGGUGAUCCUGUUCAAAGGCAUCCCCUUGGAAAGUACGGAUGGAGAGCGGCUCAUGAAAUCCCCACAUUGCACAAAUCCAGCACUUUGCGUCCAGCCACAUCACAUAACAGUAUCAGUCAAGGAGCUUGAUUUGUUUUUGGCAUACUACGUGCAGGAGCAAGUAUUGUUAGUAACAGAUGCAGUUCAGAGGAGGGCUGUGGCAGGAUUGGUUUCUGCAGCAUUUCCUCCAAGCACUGUUGUUGAUGGAGCAUCAACAACACUAAUUAAUGAUGUGAGCAUGGACAAGUAUCAGUCUGAAAAUGGUAAAAACUGCCCCCAAGAGACUAGGAGCUACCACUGUGAUGAACAGUUAAAGUCAGGAAUAAAAGUUUUGUCAGAAGUCCCUGCUGAAGAGCAGGGUCUCACUGGCAUAAAAGAGAAGACUGAGGGUUUAGUCUGGUUUCUGGUGGACUAG
This is a messenger RNA of Melopsittacus undulatus (budgerigar), 1166 nucleotides long. Its product is annotated as nuclear factor 1 B-type-like. Lineage: Eukaryota; Metazoa; Chordata; Aves; Psittaciformes; Psittaculidae. The transcript is spliced from 4 exons. Gene Ontology annotation, molecular function: DNA-binding transcription factor activity, RNA polymerase II-specific; RNA polymerase II cis-regulatory region sequence-specific DNA binding. The record is from RefSeq and is a predicted model, not a curated record. Gene Ontology annotation, cellular component: nucleus. The coding region runs from base 312 to 1166 and encodes 284 amino acids. Gene Ontology annotation, biological process: regulation of transcription by RNA polymerase II.